AGAAGAAGAAGAAGAAGACGAUGACGAAGAGAAGGUGGAGGGUGAGGGAGACUACGCUGCUAUAUGUAGUCCCGAAUCUUAGCCGGAGCAACUAUUACGUCCGAAAUCUUCGAGGCGGACGCACCCCUGUAUUUAGCAACAGGUACAGGGUACACGACAGGCUACCGAAAACCGCGCGACACCGUCGAGGGUUCAACAUUUGUUCACGAUAUGAAUUAAUGAUUAUUUGAACCUAAAAAGUAAAUCCUUAACAAUUAGUGAUCGUGUGUGACAGUGAAGUUAGAUCAGACAGAUCUAAGGUAUGGUUUGUGUGAUUGGAACAAUCAAAUAGAGAGAAGAAGACGAAUUGCAAUAAGGAAGAAAAUGCCGAGGGCGUUUCUAAUCACUCACCGACGAUACAACGGAGUCGAAGAAGAGUUCAAUGGAUCCGGAAGAGAUUUUAGUCCUGAAAGAGGCGUAAGAUUGGCCGAUUACAGCGGAAACCAUCCAACUUCUGAUGGUGCAAGUGAAUGCGGUAGCGAGACAUCAUCAGAGUGUCCCGAGGAAUUAUACAAUCUCACGAAAUUGGCAGAAGUGAGCUUAGCCGCAGCCGCUGGUACGCUGAUUCAUCCCAAUAACGUGAUUUAUCAGCAACCAGCUUCGCCAAGGUGUGCUCAAUUUUCGGACAAAUGCGGCAGAAUGAUGACACCACGAACAAAACAGCAAGACUCGCAAUUUCGAGAUCGUCCAGGGACCAUCGAAGAUGAGCAGACGCUUGGUGAAAGGACGAGAAUCUUUUUCGAGAGGAUCGAGUGCGAACGUGAGAUUUUGCAGAAUCGUUCGGAAAGAAGUACAGUUUUAGGCAUCCACGUUCCGCCUCAUUCUCACCACUUGCAAGAGGAACAUCGAAGUCUCGAAGCUUCUGAGAAUUCACUCGAUAAAGCUGAAUUGGAAUCAAUUCAAUCAACAUCCUCGACAAUCUCGCAAAACCGAAGAACAACCUCAACUUCAACGGAAACGUCGAAAUCGGAAGACAAUGAGGAUCACGAAUGUCCUGAUUGUGGAAAAAAGUACUCCACAUCCUCGAAUUUGGCCAGACAUCGACAAACGCAUAGAUCUCUCGGAGACAAGAAAGCCAGAAGAUGUCCACAUUGCGAUAAAGUCUACGUUAGUAUGCCUGCAUUCAGCAUGCAUGUCAGAACGCAUAACCAGGGAUGCAAGUGCCAUUAUUGCGGCAAGUGUUUCUCGAGACCAUGGCUCCUGCAGGGACACAUACGUACACAUACAGGUGAGAAACCAUUUAAAUGUACGAUCUGCAAUAAAGCGUUUGCUGACAAAUCAAAUUUACGCGCCCACAUACAAACGCACUCAAACACCAAACCAUAUGUGUGCGGUCGCUGCGGUAAAGCAUUUGCUUUGAAGUCAUAUCUCUACAAACAUGAAGAAUCAUCGUGUAUGAGGGCACAUCAUCGAUCAUCUACGGAUAAAAUCGAUGGGAAUGAUCAAAAAGUAACAUUAUCGUCAACAAAAUCCUGCCCACCACCAUCGUCUUCUUUAAGUAGAAUACAAACGACGUCAUGCGUCACGGCAUCUCCUACUAGCGUUAUCGUCCCUCGCCUAAGUCUUAAUCGCGACCAAAAGAAUUCAUCUUCGGCGUUUUCCGCGAUUAUUAGACAUACCAGAGUCCCCGACGAAUCCACAGCAUCUCCGCCACCGAAACGUUUCUUCAGAGAGAAUACUCCAGGCGAAGAACGCGAGAGGAAAACAUCUGAUAACACAACGAAAAAUCCAGAGUGUGUGUCCAGAAUGGUUAUUAGAACUUCCGUUAUAUCUCCUAAUCCAGAACAUCUCAGUCGCUUCAACAACGAUAGCCAAAACUCUUCCAACAGCUAUGAGUUUUCCGAUCCUACGAGGUCUUCCACAUUCUCCCAGCCGACAACGAUGACACUUAAUUUAGCUAUCGCAUAGAAUAAUCGCACAUCGAAGAAAAGAAGAAUAUUCGUCCAAAAACGCUAAAACAAAACUGCGGCAAGUAUUUCUAUUAAAUAAUAACGAUAGCAACAUUAUAUAUACAUAAGUAUGCCAAAGAUUAUUUUAUACUCACUAACGGUUAAUCUCUGGACUACUUGAAUAUGUAUCACAAGCAUGAGGAAACUACCAAAUCUAAAAAAACUACGAAUAAUUAAAUAAUCGCUUCGUAGAGAUACAAAGACGUAAUUACUUGCUAGUAACUAGUGUCAUUCCUUAAUAUCAUUAUCAAGAUAAGUUCGUUAAGUUUUAGUGGAAAACAUUUGAAAUUUUAUGCAAUGAGUACCCAUGUUUAUAUAGUGUGUGUGUAUGAAUGUAUAUGUAUAUAUAUAUAUA
Heterotrigona itama is the source of this 2343-nucleotide messenger RNA. The record is from the annotation of a GenBank genome assembly. NCBI's taxonomy places the organism in Eukaryota, Metazoa, Arthropoda, Insecta, Hymenoptera, Apidae.